This is a messenger RNA of Sipha flava (yellow sugarcane aphid), 1359 nucleotides long. RefSeq names its product post-GPI attachment to proteins factor 2 (gene PGAP2). The transcript has 5 exons. Bases 277 to 1059 code for a protein of 260 amino acids. Lineage: Eukaryota; Metazoa; Arthropoda; Insecta; Hemiptera; Aphididae. Gene Ontology annotation, cellular component: endoplasmic reticulum membrane; Golgi membrane. Gene Ontology annotation, biological process: GPI anchor biosynthetic process. The record is from RefSeq and is a predicted model, not a curated record.
AAUAAUAAUCUGUGUUAUCACUGUAACGAACACAUUGAGUACUCCUAUUGUAAUAAUGUUCUUUAUUAUGUUAUUAUCGUUAUUACUUUAAAUUGAAUUUAUUAUGAUUUCCUCGUUGCCACUGUUUGUCGUUUAAAAUAUUCAGAUGGCUAUGAAAACUGAAAUGUUGAAACACUCAAAACUAACCAACCGUCCUAGGCCUUGUAUAGUUUAUUUAAUUAAACCAAUCAAAGCAUAAUACAUUUCUGCUGUACGAAUAAUAUACGUAAUACGAAAAUGAUUCAAAGUUUUUCAGUAUCAUGUCCACAAAAAUCAGACAAAUCAUAUUUAUUUCAAAUCAAAGUUAGCUGGCUUUCAUUAGUUACUUUAAUGAGUGUAUUGACUACUUUUGUGUUUUGUGUAUUAUGGACCAUAUUUUUCAAUUUAGAAGAUGCUACAUCAACUCACUGUGGCUAUCGAGUCAAAAAUUACUUGCCAACAAUCUCGACCGCUGUGGGUAACUAUCCAGUACAGCGAUUUAUUUGGACAUCAGUAAUAAUUGCUCAUACUCCAAUAAGGCUUAUUGUAAUUGGGAUUUAUUAUCAAUACUACACUAAUAUUAUUAAACCAUCACUCUAUUGGUGUGUAGUAUUAUUACGAUUUUUAAGUACUGCUGAAAUAUGCUCUUUAAUUGUAUUAUCAAUAUUUACUUCUUCAAAUUACUAUAGUAUUCAUGAAAAAAGCUUUGGUUGUUUUAUUUGUUCUUCUGAACUUAAUAUGCUUAUUUCUUCUAUUUUGUUGAAAGAAGGACGCAUGACUAAAACAGUAAUGACCAAAUUAGAAGUACACUCAUUAAAGUGCAAAAUAUAUUGUACCAUAUUUAAUAUGAUUAGUUUUACAAUUGCUGGUUACUGCUUUUUGCGACAUAAUGCAUACUGUGAAUCUGGUGUGUAUUCAGUUUUUGCUCUAUUUGAGUAUUUUAUUGUAUUGAGUAAUAUGGCGUUCCAUCUAACUGCAGUUUGGGAUCUUGCCAGUAUAUCAUUAGUUGUGGACGAUAAUUUAAAUCUUAAAUACCGAUGACUGAUAUUUAAGUAUUAUCCAUCAUGAUUCAAACAUUGCUUACAUUAAUUUUUAUUAUAUUGCUGAGUCAUGUUGUUGGAAUAUUCAGUGACUGGGUGAUUCCAUUCAAUCACUAUGUAGUGUAUUUAGUCAUAGAAAAUGAUCAUUAAUGAAAAAAGUUGCAGUCAUUUUUCUAUGUAUGCCUUGGUGCUACUAUCUUUGAAAAUAAGUGAUAUUAACAGUACAUAGUGACUGAGAAUAAUUAAUUGGUUAACAAAUACUCCUAUUGCAUGUUUUAAUAAUAAAAUUAAAGGUAAUUAA